AGUUGGGGCUGGAGGGGGGUAGGAAGCUAGAUUAGUGGCCAGACGUGAGGCUAGAACCCCGAGCGUGGUCGGUUGGAGCAAAUAUGUCUGCCCGGAGGCACAUUGGGAAUCCUGAGUAUCUGACCAGACGGAUACCACAGAACCCAAGGUAUCAACAUGUCAAGUCAAGACUGGAUACUGGUAACAGCAUGACCAAAUACAUUGAGAAGCUAGAAGAGAUUAAAAAAAAUUAUAGAUACAAAAAAGAUGAACUUUUCAAGAGACUAAAAGUUACCACUUUUGCCCAGCUGGUCAUUCAAGUUGCUUCCCUGUCAGAUCAAACACUGGAAGUGACAGCUGAGGAGAUCCAAAGGCUCGAAGACAAUGAUUCUGCAACUUCAGAGGCUGAUACUGAAAUCGCUGCCAAGACAAAUGGGAAAGGGAGCCCUGAGGAACAGUCACCCAGCCCUGUCCAGUUCAUCAACAGCACGGGAGCAGGGGACUCCAGCCGUUCCACUCUGCAGAGCGUCAUCAGUGGCGUUGGGGAACUGGAUGUAGACAAAGGGCUCGUAAAGAAAGAAGAACCCAAUGGCAAAGACAAGCCUUAUCCGGACUGUCCCUUCCUGCUGCUAGAUGUUCGAGACAGAGAUUCUUAUCAGCAGUGUCACAUUGUCGGGGCUUACAGUUACCCCAUUGCAACUCUAUCCAGGACAAUGAACCCCUAUUCAAAUGACAUUCUUGAAUACAAAAACGCCCACGGCAAGAUCAUCAUCUUAUACGAUGAGGACGAGAGGCUGGCCAGCCAGGCGGCCACCACCAUGUGUGAGCGCGGGUUUGAAAACCUCUUCAUGCUUUCCGGGGGUCUGAAAGUCUUAGCUCAGAAGUUCCCAGAAGGACUGGUCACUGGUUCCCUGCCAGCCUCUUGCCAGCAGGCCCUCCCUUUUGGUUCUGUCCGGAAACGACGUGGCCCCAAAAUGCCAGCCCUGCCAGCUGAGAACAAGUGGAGAUUUACCCCAGAAGACUUAAAAAAGAUAGAAUGUUACCUGGAAGAGGACCAGGGACCAGCAGACAACCCUAGUCGACUGAACCAGAAUAGCUCUGCUGGAAAAGACUCGAAGGUGGCCGCCGGCCGCGGUGGCCAGCACCUGCCCACCAGCUCUCCUGCCGGCCACUCGAGCCCCCGCACGCUCACCAGUGGUCACCUGCAAGGCAAACCCUGGAAGUGAAGGCCUCUGUUGUUUACUCAAAUAAACGCCCCCUCCUUUCGGAACCCUCAGCGCUCCCAACUUGGUCCUUUUCAGAACUGCUGUAGAGAAACAGCCAUGCUACACGGGCUGGACCAGGCCCACUUGUCCAUCUGUAGCUCCACUCCCUUCACUCAGGAAGGAGUCUGACAGAUGACCACAAAAACCAGAGGCUUGGCAGGCUCUAGUUGCCCUCCAUUGUUUACAGAAGAUUCAUGUCUUUCGAAAUUGACUAGGAAAAAAGAAAGAUACUUUCUUUUAAAUAAGGUCCAGCCUGUUUGGUCUGUAACCAGUGUUGUUCUGUAAAUAAUUCAGUCACAUCUGCUGGUGUGUUCUUCCCAGCUAGCUUUUUUCAUUCACUGUUGAUUCAUGAAAGAUUCUCCAGGUGGGCCUGGCAUUGGCCGCUGUCCCCACAGGUGCAGAUGAGUUCUUGGUUUCUGCAGCCCACAGUCCUCACACUGAGUCUUAGCUCGCUCUGCAGGCUGCAGGCUCUGCUGGGCAUUUGAAGCUGAGGGGUGGUCUGUGAGCAUGGGUGCAUCUUGCUGGUUUAGCAGAGAGGCUCUAUGCAAAAUGAUCCUCUCCUUAAAUGGUUUCCUGGGACCACAAAGAUGUGUGUUCAGCUUUCCUCACCAGAAGGAGGGCCCAGUACAGGGAGGCCCCAGCAACCUGCUGGUCUGUGCUGAGAGCCUUGGAAGGCCACCACAGCUGUCCCCUUCAUAAUGAGCCUUAUAUCAAUUAAAAUUUCCCAUUGCCUGAUGUGAGUCCAGCUUUGUUAGAGGGAUAGAAAUCACAGUCACUUGAAAGCAUCAGCUUCACGCGGACAAGGGGACACACAGGUGAGGGGGACUCAGGAGUCCUUUGUCGGGGCUGACAACCCCUUAAGCCCUUGCUUAAAAAUACAGUAUUAGUCUAAUUGAGUAAUUAGUGCAAUUUCCUGCUUGCUUUUCAUUCUCAGACUGAGCUGUGAUUAGGAGGCUGUGAUUAUAGAUUCUGGUUUUGGCCAGAAUUUUGAAUCGGCAUUAAUUGAAUUGCUAGAUGACUGACAUCCAUUCUAUUUAAUUGGGGGAACAAAAGACCUCAGGUAAGGAUGAGGCCCAUGAAGUCAGAGGGAAGGACGAGCCUUGUUAAUUUUUAUGGUCUGUGAUCGUAGCUGUGAUAAGGGACUAAAGAAUAAAUUGUGCUCUUUGUCAUGGCAACCAGCUUCUGAAAAGCCAGCUGAAAAUUGCCUACCCUUAGGUGGUUACUGCUGCUGGGUGAGAGUUGCCUUAGCAGUACUAUUUUCUCACCACUUUAGGAAAACAAGGAAAAGGCAAAGGCACACAGUAUUUCUAGCAGGGUGGCUGUGUUUGUAAGAGAAAUAAACGUAAUAAAUAUCUCAUGGAGACAUAUGGAAAAAUAACUCAGUCAUCCUCGCCCCGCCCGCUUCAGAGUGUGUUUAUUCUUCUCCACUUGAUUUCCAGAGUGCAACAUUUUCCAAUGCUUUAGAAAUCAAACAAACCAGGGACAUUGUUCAGAUGUCAGGCCGUGCCCAAAUUUCCACAAGAUUCAAGAAUCGUGUAUAAAAUUCAGCCAACGUACACAUAGCUUUAAUGAGGAGCCUGUCGUGUUUCCCCGUAAAUUUAUUGCCUGAGAGCUUGGUUCGGCCUUUUGCUAAUGCCAACAUGCACUGGCUUUUUAUUUUCUUUACAGCAUAGAUCAAAAAAUGCAAAUUUUUCCACACUCAACUUUCCCCUAGCAUGGACAAGAUUUUCAGUCAUCUCUGACACGUAUACAUUUUUAAUGAAAAUACCUUUCCUCGGUGACAGAGUUCUGGUUUGCCAGUUUAACAUCAGCCAGGCAGGAGGUAGACCGCUACACCCAAUUCUGUUUUGGAAGUCUCUGUCUGUUCCUGUUCUGCAUUCCCGCCAAUGGAUGUUAGUGUUAGAAAUGACUGUAUAUACGUACAGAGACUGUUUCUGCAAAGCUGUUAGAAUUGCUGUGUAUUUACUGGCGUGGUCUAGCAGGCUGAAUGUAUUUCCAUGUGUUUCUCCAUAGCUCUUUGCCCUGUUGGCAAGAGUCUCAAACUUCCAAGAGAGCUGACCCCUUCUGCACUCAGUGUUCCUCUCCAACACUGUUGCUUCCUAACGUUCCACUUUACCAGUUUCUUCAUUAGAUUAUUUGACAUGUAUUAUUUAAAUGAUCAGUGAUACUUUGUGCAAUUAUGAAUGUUGAAGAUUAAAGAACGUAGUUACUAA
This is a messenger RNA of Mus caroli (Ryukyu mouse), 3457 nucleotides long. It is a transcript of the gene Cep41, whose product is annotated as centrosomal protein 41. Lineage: Eukaryota; Metazoa; Chordata; Mammalia; Rodentia; Muridae. Gene Ontology annotation, cellular component: ciliary basal body. The record is from RefSeq and is a predicted model, not a curated record. Gene Ontology annotation, biological process: cilium assembly.